Messenger RNA from Penicillium canescens, 589 nucleotides. RefSeq names its product DNA-directed RNA polymerase III core subunit RPC11. Gene Ontology annotation, biological process: DNA-templated transcription; termination of RNA polymerase III transcription. Gene Ontology annotation, cellular component: RNA polymerase III complex. NCBI's taxonomy places the organism in Eukaryota, Fungi, Ascomycota, Eurotiomycetes, Eurotiales, Aspergillaceae. Gene Ontology annotation, molecular function: zinc ion binding; DNA-directed RNA polymerase activity; nucleic acid binding. The record is from RefSeq and is a predicted model, not a curated record. Bases 110 to 460 code for a protein of 116 amino acids. The transcript is spliced from 4 exons.
CUUUUGCGCUUGGGUCUACAGCUGUGAGCCUGGUUCCAUUGACUGUGUGGCGAGUUAUUGAGUGAGAUCUUGCUACUACGCAUUGCAGAUUCUAGCUGUCACCGGCAAGAUGUUGAUCUUCUGCCCCAACUGCAGCAAUGCGCUGACCAUCUCCCGUGCUGACUCAAGCAAUGCCUUCCCGAUGGGUGUCAACCGCUUUGAAUGCCGAUCCUGUCCCUUCGAAGCCCCGCUGGACAAACAAUGGUUUGAGAAGACAGAUAUGAAGCAGAAGGAGGUGGAUGAUGUCUUUGGAGGCAAGGAGGAGUUUGCCAACGCUGACAGUGUUGCCACUCAAUGCCCCGCAGAGAACUGCAACGGGGAACGUGCAUACUUCUUCCAGCUGCAGAUUCGCAGUGCAGAUGAACCUAUGACUACAUUCUUGAAGUGUACAUCGUGCGGUGCUCGGUGGAGAGAAAAUUAGAGUUGGGCCUCAACACGGGACAGUGUGUUUUGCUUUACUUUUCUAUUUUGUUCUUUUUUUAUGCAUUUCUUUGGAGCAAAUGGCGCAUAUGGACCAAAAAGAUAUUCCAGAUACCCAAAUUGAUCGACG